AACUACAUACAUAAAUCUGUGUCACAACACAGUGAGCACCACCACCACGUACCCGGAUAGGCAGCCUUAUCCAUUCAUUAAUUUGACCCCGCAUUUUUAAAAUGACCAGCAUGAACUCAAUUUAAAUAUCUAGUUUCCCUUCUAUUCUCCCAUUCAUCAAUUAACCUACCAAUUCUUCCCCAUCCAUUGUUAAGCAUUCACGACACGCGGAAGUCAAAACACGGAAAUUAAAACAAGUCCCAUCAACGGCACGGUUUUAAAAAGUGCGACUCAUUACCUAUCCGACCCUCGACCGACCUACCUACGUCCAAUUUCGACAUCGCCAUAAAUCAUGAAAUUUUUCAACUUCGCCAUCCUCGCCCUUUUGGCGACAUGCCGGACAACCUUGGCCGAUGAAGAGACCGCCGUUGCGGCUGCGGACGCCAUCUCUGAUGCGCCCGAUAAUCUCGUGAAGGAAUUGGUCAACGAGGCUCCAUCUGAGGUCGUCGCCGCUGUGGUUGCUGAAGCACCUGCCGAAGCCGUCCAAGCCGUCGUAGCCGAGGCUGGAAAGGACGCUGCGGCCGAUGUGAUCGCUUCCGCGCCAGCUGAAAACCAGCAAGAGGUCGUUGCCUCCGCACCGGAGCAUCUUCAAGAAGAACUCAUCGCCGGAGCAUCCCCCCCACUGCAGGAGGCCCUUACCGAAUCCGGCGGUACGUCUGCGGAUGCCCCAGCGUCCGAAAUUAUUGCCGCCGCUGAUGCUGAGGUCGUCGCCGCCGUUGUCGCCGAGGCUCCCGCCCAAGUCGUUGCCGAUAUUGCCGCCGAAGCUGAACCACAAGCUGUUGCUGACGCUGUUGCCGAAGCGCAUCCCGACGACGUUGCCGCCGUUAUGUCCGACGCACCAAAGGAAGCCGUCAAAGAGGUUGUUGACUCUGCUCCAGCUGAUGUCAAGGAAGCCUUGGCCGAUUCUGCCCCAGAAGCUGCUGCCGAAGUCGUGAAGGAUGCCGAUGCCGCGGCAGCCGGUGCUCGAAGGAGGAGAGCUACCCACAAGUCCAAGGCUGGCAAGUCUGUUCACAAGGCAAAGGCGGGUAAAUCGGUCCACAAAGCGAAGGCGGGUAAAUCUGUGCACAAAGCCAAGGCGGGUAAAUCUGUCCACAAAGCCAAGGCUGGCAAGUCCGUCCACAAGGCGAAGGCGGGUAAAUCUGUCCACAAGGCUAAAGCGGGUAAGUCCGUACACAAGGCGAAGGCUGGAAAGUCCGUCCACAAAGCUAAGGCGGGAAAGAGCGCGAAAAAAGCUAAGGCCGGAAAGAGCGUGCACAGCAGCGGUUAAGGAAACUACGAUCUGUUUUGUGAAAUUGAAAAUUUGUAGAAGAAAUAAAGACGUGUAAUUUAUUGUUAA
Folsomia candida is the source of this 1375-nucleotide messenger RNA. Its product is annotated as fibrous sheath CABYR-binding protein. The record is from RefSeq and is a predicted model, not a curated record. Bases 332 to 1306 code for a protein of 324 amino acids. NCBI's taxonomy places the organism in Eukaryota, Metazoa, Arthropoda, Collembola, Entomobryomorpha, Isotomidae. The transcript has 4 exons.